CCCUUCAUUGACAUCUGUCGGACACACACACCCUCAGCUAUGGUGAAUCCCUCAUCCUCAUUGACUUGCACGAAAGUUACGUUGCUGACAGUGUUAGCGAUCGCAAUACAAAUCACUGGUCUAUGUCUCUUCAUUUUGGGCUUCUUUCCCGUUACGCCUACUCUCUCUGGCGUCAGCGGAUUGGAGAGCUUUUAUCCACCAGGCUCGAGUUCAUUUGAAAAUAAAAAUGAGACCAUUUUGCCUAAUCAGCUUAAAUCCUUGUAUCAGGAGCUGUCUGAGGUGCCUCCAUUUUUUGACAGGUUGAUACUGCUGGUAAUUGAUGGCCUUCCUGCUGAAUUUGUGCUCGGAAAAGAUGGGCAUUCUCCUCCUGAAGCUCUCAAGGAGGCUAUGCCAUACACUCAAUCUUUAUUGGAUCAGGGAAGAGGCAUUGGCUACCAUGCAAAGGCUGCACCUCCAACUGUCACUAUGCCUCGCUUGAAGGCCAUGGUUUCUGGCGCGAUUGGGGGCUUUUUGGAUGUUGCUUUUAAUUUCAACACUCAAGCUCUCUUAGAAGACAACAUUAUUGUUCAAUUUCUUAGAGUUGGUUGGAAGAUGGUGAUGCAUGGUGAUGAAACAUGGCUGAAGUUAUUUCCGGGAAUGUUUGUGAGGCAUGAUGGUGUUAGCAGUUUCUUUGUUAAGGAUACCAUUCAAGUAGAUCAUAAUGUCUCACGACACUUGGGUUAUGAACUUAACCGGACUGAUUGGAAACUUCUGAUUCUACAUUAUCUUGGCUUGGACCACGUUGGACAUAUUGGUGGGCGCAAGAGUGCAUUAAUGGCCCCUAAAUUGAGGGAGAUGGAUGAGACUAUCAAAAUUAUUGAUCAAAGUGUUUUACAACCUCAAGAUAAAGAUGAAGGGCGGACACUCCUGUUGGUGGUUAGUGACCACGGAAUGACUGGAAGUGGUAACCAUGGAGGAUCAUCAUAUGAAGAAACUGAUUCUUUGGCUCUUUUUAUCGGUCCAAGAAAUUUUGGUGGUAUCAAAGUGACCCAUAACAAAGUUAAUCAGGUUGAUAUUGCUCCAUCAUUAGCUCUUCUCUUCGGUGUUCCUAUUCCCAAAAACAAUGUCGGGAUGCUGUUGGGAGCAGCGCUGAAACCUUUGACAGGUAUUACAGAUGACCAACUGCUUAGACUAUUGGAAUUGAAUUCUUGGCAAUUGCUGAGAUUGCUUCAUGCACAGUUUCCUGAUUUAGUUUAUGAAAAGGUUUCAUGCGCUGCCUCUUGUAAAGAGAAUUUUGUAUCAAGUGAUCGACUACAAAUGCUAUGUUGCUUGUACCUUGAGGCUGCAUCUCUUCAUGGAUCCUGGAAAACUCAAAGAGGUUUCAGGUCAAUGAGUGCAGAUGACCACAGUAGCGUCAUUGCAGCAUAUCAUAAGUUUUUAAGAGUAGCAAGUGAGUGCCUAUCUCGCAGAGCAACUGAUAAACCCUUUGGUCUCCUUGCAUGUGGAGUAGCUGCCAUGUUCUUGUCCUCUAUGAUCUUUCUGGCGCUUCUGUUCUCUCUAUUCGAAGAGAAUUUAGUUGGGGAGAAAGGAUCUUUCUUUUGUGCCAAUGCUAGCUUGCGGGGGUGGUAUUUUGAUGAGAUAUUUAAUUUGUUUAUGGUCACAAUGGUUGUUAUUAGCAUGGGAUCGAGUUCAAUGAUAGAGGAAGAGCAAUACAUAUGGCAUUUUUUUACUGUGUCAUUUCAUUUGGUGGUCCUCCGUAAAUUAGUGCAGACUUUUACUUCACAACCUAUGCAAAAUAUGAAUAAUAUAAGUACGGCUUCUAAGAGAAGACAUCUUCAGAUUUAUUUGAUUAUUGUUGUUCUAGCUUCGGGAAGAUUUUUGAGGGGGUGGCAUCAAGGUGGUGUUAAUUGGGUUUAUCUUCCUGACAUUGCAAAAUGGCUUGCGCAAGCAGGAAAUGCUUACAUAAAGAUGCUGCAGUUGGUUUCAGCUAUCCUUAUAAUCAGCAGACACUUAUUAUCUGUAGUGUGGUUGAAAUGGUCAAGUAGAAAAUAUGCGACUUUGGCUGUACUGAUCCAUUCAUUCCCUGGAUUGUUGGUUCUGCUGUAUAUUACCAAAUACCAAGAUGUUGCAUUUACAGAAUCCAAUUAUGCAGCUACUUCAUUUACCCAGAUAAUAUAUGCGACACUGAUUAUUUAUGUCGCUGGGACUGUGUUGUUUGCUCCAUGGGUUAUGCUUCCCCGAAACAGUUCUUUCUUGUCCAAUGAUCCUUCAGAAUUUCAAAAGACUUUUCUAAUUUUGGUUAGAGGUGCAAGCUAUGUGGUUGGGUCUAUUUAUAUAUAUUGUUGGUGUCUUCUACAGCUGGUGCUGCAGCAGCCUGUAAAUACAGCAGCCUUUUUAUUGAUUCUGAUCCAAAUUUUGGGCAGCAUUUGGUGCUUCGCUAAUUCCGGUCAUCUUUUUCGUGAAUGGGUUGAGGUUUCUGCACUCUAUUAUGUGGGUAUGGCAGGUCACUUUGGUCUUGGUAACACCAACACUCUUGCCACCAUUGACGUGGCUGGUGCUUUUAUAGGUGUGUCGAAUCAUUCUACAUUACUUUCUGGUAUCUUAAUGUUUGUGAUCACAUACGCUUCCCCAGUUUUAUCUAUGCUUAGUAUGGUGGUGUACAUUGCUAUGAAGGACACUGUUGUGAGAAAGUCGCAGGAACACGCGUUUGGACAUCUGGUCAAGAUGCUAAUUGGUUUUCCUUGUCUGGUUCCUUUGGGCUUGAAUUCCAUUCUUUUGAUUGCUUAUACAAUUGUAUUGCUUCUAAUGAGGAACCAUUUAUUCGUUUGGAGUGUCUUUUCUCCAAAGUACCUAUAUGUUUGUGCAACAACGGCUUCCCUAUGUUUUAGUGCGACUAUUGUAGCAUUGACUGUAGCAUACAUAUCCAUGGUCGUGUUUCGACACGUGCAAGACCAGCAGUUCAAGAAGGAUAUGUCAUCCCAUUAAAUGCUAUAUUUCGCUGCCUAGCAUUUACCUGGAGAGUUCUAUUGCUUGAGCUCAAGAUAUUUGUGAUGUUGACUAAUUCCGGUGUGCUCAUUUCUCAAUUUGUGGUGGGAGAACAGAAUUGUGUCUUGCAAGUUGUGUGGUGAUUGCUACUUUUCAGGGUGUGGGAAAAUUCAUAACCAAUGUGGAUCUAAACUACAACAUUAGAAUACUAUAGCAUAUAUACUUUUCAGGUUGUGGGAAAAUUGAUUUUACCGAAACACGAUUGUCAACAUAGUUUUGAUGGGAUCACAUGCACAAUUGUUGGUAUGAUCGCAUUCGCCAUGUGUAGUUGUUCCAUGUUUUAGUUCAUGUACAUGCAUAUUCAAU
Messenger RNA from Cuscuta epithymum, 3330 nucleotides. The record is from the annotation of a GenBank genome assembly. Lineage: Eukaryota; Viridiplantae; Streptophyta; Magnoliopsida; Solanales; Convolvulaceae.